Molecule: messenger RNA, 1038 nt
Organism: Miscanthus lutarioriparius
Lineage: Eukaryota; Viridiplantae; Streptophyta; Magnoliopsida; Poales; Poaceae
Source: the annotation of a GenBank genome assembly
AUGUCGGCGGCGGCGCAGCAGCAGAAGGCGGCAGCCUCGACCUCGGCGGCGGGAGCGGAGCAGGAGGAGGUGGAGCACGGGCCAUUCCCCAUCGAGCAGCUCCAGGCUUCUGGAAUAGCUGCAUUGGAUGUGAAGAAGCUGAAAGAUUCUGGUCUCCACACUGUGGAGGCUGUGGCGUACACUCCAAGGAAAGAUCUUGUGCAGAUCAAAGGGAUAAGUGAAGCUAAAGUUGACAAGAUAAUUGAAGCAGCAUCCAAGAUAGUUCCACUGGGAUUUACAAGUGCCAGUCAACUUCAUGCACAGCGGCUGGAGAUUAUUCAAGUUACAACUGGAUCAAGAGAGCUUGAUAAGAUCUUGGAGGGUGGGAUAGAAACAGGAUCUAUCACUGAGAUAUAUGGUGAGUUUCGCUCUGGAAAGACUCAGUUGUGUCACACCCUUUGUGUUACAUGUCAGCUUCCACUGGACCAGGGUGGUGGUGAAGGAAAGGCUCUAUAUAUUGACGCAGAGGGUACAUUCAGACCACAAAGGCUCCUGCAGAUUGCUGACAGGUUUGGACUGAAUGGUGCUGAUGUGUUAGAGAAUGUGGCUUAUGCCAGAGCUUAUAAUACGGAUCAUCAAUCUAGACUUCUGCUGGAGGCAGCUUCCAUGAUGAUAGAGACCAGGUUUGCUCUCAUGGUUGUAGACAGUGCCACAGCUCUGUAUAGAACUGAUUUCUCAGGAAGAGGGGAGCUAUCAGCGAGGCAAAUGCACAUGGCUAAGUUCCUGAGGAGCCUUCAGAAGUUAGCAGAUGAGUUUGGAGUUGCUGUGGUUAUCACCAAUCAAGUAGUGGCACAAGUGGAUGGAUCUGCUAUGUUUGCUGGACCGCAGUUCAAGCCCAUUGGUGGAAACAUCAUGGCUCAUGCUUCGACCACAAGGCUUGCUCUUCGCAAGGGACGAGGGGAGGAGCGGAUCUGUAAAGUAAUAAGCUCUCCCUGCCUGGCUGAAGCCGAAGCAAGGUUUCAGUUAGCUUCUGAAGGUGUUGCAGAUGUCAAGGACUGA